Talaromyces marneffei is the source of this 1287-nucleotide messenger RNA. RefSeq lists its product as uncharacterized. Gene Ontology annotation, biological process: transcription initiation at RNA polymerase I promoter; nucleolar large rRNA transcription by RNA polymerase I. Gene Ontology annotation, molecular function: RNA polymerase I general transcription initiation factor activity; TBP-class protein binding; RNA polymerase I core promoter sequence-specific DNA binding. Gene Ontology annotation, cellular component: RNA polymerase I core factor complex. The record is from RefSeq and is a predicted model, not a curated record. NCBI's taxonomy places the organism in Eukaryota, Fungi, Ascomycota, Eurotiomycetes, Eurotiales, Trichocomaceae. Bases 1 to 1287 code for a protein of 428 amino acids. The transcript has a single exon.
AUGAUCCAGCCAAAAACCUCUGUGUUUGCUUUGCCCCUUUUAUCUUGGCAGCAAACAUCCAGUACUCGUGUACGGAAAUUUGAAGUCCAAGAUGAACAUAAAGUCGGGCGGAAACGACGACGGUCGGAGGUGGUGGACCUGACACAAGACAGCGAUGACCUGGGAACUACAGACUUUGAAUCAGGCCUAGAAUCAAGCCAGAAUCUCACGCAGUAUCCUGUUCUCACUCCUGAUGAGGCUCAUCAAUAUCGCGUGGCUGGUCUAUCGCUUGAUCAAGAGCUGCCGGGAGCAGACUUCCCCCAUGCAGCUGUCAAGGACAAGAAGAGGAAACGAUCAAAAAGACUUGCACGGAAAUUGCAAGAACAAUGGCCGCCCAUUUUUCUUCCUGGGUCACAGACAACUGAAGCUACCCUGCACAUCCAGCAUUUGGGUGUCCUCACCACCAUUUUACACAGAUGUCUCUUGGAAGGCGACUUUGUACGCGCCGGUCGCGUAUGGGGCAUGCUCCUCCAUGAGAAGUUUGGCAAGGAUCCGAUAGACAUACGUCACGGGGGUCGAUGGGGCAUCGGUGCUGAGAUAUUAUUUCGUCAGAAUACCGCAGGCACGAAUACUUCAAAUAGCACCAGCCAUAUAUUUACCCGUCCGGGAUUUGAAGCAGCAAAAGCUUACUACGAAAGACUCAUCAUUCAAUAUCCAUCUCGGUCUGCUCGCAGCUCGGCCAGCAGCUCUCUACAAUUCUACCCUGCUAUGUUCAGUCUUUGGGUUUAUGUUGUCGACCAUGAAAGUAAGGUGGCAAGAGAGGCUCUUGAGGAGGAAGAGGAUGAAAUUAUCUCCGAACGAUCUGCAGACUUGGGUGCAAACAUGUUAGGCGGCGACGACAACACACAUCGAGAUGGAAGCGUGAUGGGCCGAAUGGCCGGUAUCAGACGUAAAGAAUUAGCUGGAGCACAAGAGAUUGCUGCGCGUAUGGAUGAGAUCAUGGUUGGACCGCCAUAUUCCGACAGUCCGGCACUCUUACGACUUCGAGGGAUGGUAGCUUUAUGGAUUGGGGACCUUCAAUUCUCGUCGUUGGGUCACCAGGAAGAGGAAGAAGAAGAUGCCAACAUGUCUGAUGAUGAGCAUAGAAUGUCCCGGAGUGGUUCUGCUAGCCGUUUGCUUGCAAGCAGAGAAUUGCACAUUGCUUUGGAGAGGCGAGCUGUAGAGAGUGCCAAAGCAAACGAUUUGUUUGCAAAGGCAAAGGCGAGACAGCAAGGCGCUAGUCAAGCCACCGAAAAUCUCGACCUAUGA